Aspergillus calidoustus is the source of this 690-nucleotide messenger RNA. NCBI's taxonomy places the organism in Eukaryota, Fungi, Ascomycota, Eurotiomycetes, Eurotiales, Aspergillaceae. The record is from the annotation of a GenBank genome assembly.
AUGCCAGUCGCUGCGAACGUUCACGUCUCAACCCACCCCCUCCUUCAAGCCAAGCUCUCCCAGCUCCGAUCCUCCUCAACAACCACCCGCGAGACGAGAUCCCUUGUCCACGAAAUCGCAACAAUUCUCGGCGUGGAAGCUUUUGCGGGCUGGAAAUCCACAAGUACAGGCAAAACAGAUCGCACGCCGUUAGACAUCGAGUAUGAAACGAAAGGCAUUGACCCCGCCAAUGUCGCAUUGGUGCCCAUUCUCCGCUCAGGCCUGGGCAUGAUCGAGGCGAUAAACGACCUCCUCCCUGCGCCCGUACCAAUCUACCACCUCGGCCUCUUCCGCGAAGCCUUCUCCCUGCAGCCCGUAGAAUACUACAAUAACCUCCCCUUCAAGCGCUCCGGGGAGUCCGCCGACACCAACACCGCCGCUGCCUCCGUCGCCGUCCUCCUAGAUCCUAUCAUUGCAACCGGUGGUACAGCGGAAGCGGCUAUCCACCUCCUCCGCGAAUGGGGUGUGAAGCGUGUAGUAAUGCUUAGUGUUCUGGGCUCGGAGGGCGGCGUGAAUCGUGCGGCGACUUGUUGGCCUGAGGGGGUCGAGGUUUGGAUCGGGGCUGUGGAUGAGGGAUGUAAUGAGAAGGGGAUGAUUGUUCCUGGGCUUGGGGAUAUUGGUGAUCGGCUAUUUGUUGCGAUUGGGAAGUAG